UGUCAAUAAUAUUUUGUUGUGCGUCUUCAUUUUCAUUUCUGAUCAAACGUUUUGUAAGUUUGUUUAACGUCAGCUACAAAUUAACGAACUAGAAAUUGUUGUUUAUCAACAUGCCCAAGUAUUACUGCGAUUAUUGCGAUACAUAUUUGACACACGAUUCGCCGUCCGUGCGCAAAACCCAUUGCACGGGUCGCAAGCAUCGUGAUAAUGUGAAGUUCUACUAUCAAAAAUGGAUGGAGGAGCAGGCACAGCAUCUGAUCGAUGCCACCACUGCUGCAUUUAAGGCGGGCAAGAUUACAAACAACCCAUUCGCUGGACCUGCUCCUGGCAACAAGCCAGCCGGCGUUUCCAUACCACCACCCAACAUGGGAGCUCCGCCGCGUCCAGGCAUGCCCAACAUGCCGCCGUAUAUGCCACCCAUGAUGAAUCCACUGAUGGCACCCACAGGGAUACGUCCACCGCCAAUUCUCAAUCCGAUGGCCAUGAUGGGGCCGCCUCCACCGUUGGGAACGCUACCUCCACAAAUGAUAAAUGGACCAAAAUAAUAUAAAGCAUGAAAUAGUGGAUUUAAGUCAAUAAAUAGUUAAGAUCAGUUACAAAUACAUAAACCAUUUGUAAAAA
This is a messenger RNA of Drosophila navojoa, 621 nucleotides long. RefSeq names its product small ribonucleoprotein particle U1 subunit C (gene snRNP-U1-C). Gene Ontology annotation, molecular function: zinc ion binding; pre-mRNA 5'-splice site binding. Gene Ontology annotation, cellular component: nucleus; U1 snRNP. The record is from RefSeq and is a predicted model, not a curated record. Lineage: Eukaryota; Metazoa; Arthropoda; Insecta; Diptera; Drosophilidae. Gene Ontology annotation, biological process: spliceosomal snRNP assembly; mRNA 5'-splice site recognition; mRNA splicing, via spliceosome.